Callithrix jacchus (white-tufted-ear marmoset) is the source of this 4191-nucleotide messenger RNA. RefSeq names its product solute carrier family 4 member 3 (gene SLC4A3). Gene Ontology annotation, molecular function: solute:inorganic anion antiporter activity; monoatomic anion transmembrane transporter activity. Gene Ontology annotation, cellular component: plasma membrane. The record is from RefSeq and is a predicted model, not a curated record. Gene Ontology annotation, biological process: transmembrane transport; regulation of intracellular pH; monoatomic anion transport. Lineage: Eukaryota; Metazoa; Chordata; Mammalia; Primates; Cebidae.
CUGUUCACUGCGACUGACUCUCAGCCUGCGAGUGACCUUGGACUGGCUGUGAGCUGUCCCCCACUCAGGGUUGAGUCCUCUCUGAAUCCCUGUCUGCUGGGAUGUGGCCAGUGAUGGGGAGCUCACUACCUCACCCAGCCACCCUCUCUGAUUGCCAGAGCUGAGAUUUCCUUUCCUGACACUUCAAGCCUCAGUCCUGAUUCUGUCCUCUGAGUCACCCCUAGAAAAUGGCAGCUCUCUUUUCCACAGCCUUGUAUUCCUCCCCAAGGCCCAUCUUCUCAGGGUGAACCCUUUGUCUCCUAGCUCUUUGAUCGCCUCCAAACCAGACCCUGAGUCUGUGCCACUGCUCCGGACCCCUGCCUCUCCCUGUCAGGACCCCUCACUCCCAUCCCACCACCCUUGGCUGGGCCUGGCUGUGAUCUCGGCACAUUCCUUCCAUCUUAUCAGUGCCCUGGUUUCUGUGCCACCUGUCAUCACCCAUGGGGCUCUGUGCCCAGGCCAGGGGCAUCACUGAUCCCUCCUCCUCCUCGGAGCCACAGUAUGUGGGCGGGGUAGGGGGGAAGGGUAGGGCUUUGAGCUCAAUACGUCAUGGAAAGUUGCCAGGGCCUGAGGACAGGGACAGGAACAAUCCGAUGGCAGCCGUAGCAGCGGGAUGGGGGUGGGGGGAGGGCGUGUUUACAGACCCAGGGUCGGGGCUGGACACUUCAGGGAGCAGGCUUGUGGAUGUGCGGAGUUGGGGUCGAGAGGCUGUGCCACCUUUGGCUCUGGUUGGACAGAGACUACCUUGUCCAGGCUCCCACCUUCUAGGAGAGACGAGGGGUUUGGUAGGGAGCGGAGGCCAAGGUCUUGGCCACGGGGAGAAUGACGAGCCCACUGGAGGAGGACCCUGAGCCCCAUGGGGCACUAAGCCCUGGGUCUGGGGACACCGGAGGCCAGGGCCCUGGGAGGGAUCCAAUACCCAGCCCUCGAGACUCACUGGCUUCAGAAGACUUAGAGAUGUUUGUGCUGGACUUUGAGGAUGGUGGCCUGUGGGAGUCCAUCAGGAGCCAGCUGGGCCCCUUGGCAGGACCACUAACUUGUCACCGACUGGAGGACAAUCCUGGUGUGCGGCGACACUUAGUGAAGAAGCCGUCCCGGACACAGGGUGGGAGGGGCAGCCCCAGUGGCCUGGCCCCCAUCCUUCGCAGGAAGAAGAAGAAGAAGAAGCUGGACCGGAGACCUCAUGAGGUGUUCGUGGAGCUGAACGAGUUGAUGCUGGACCGCAGCCAGGAGCCCCACUGGCGGGAGACAGCCCGCUGGAUCAAGUUUGAGGAGGACGUGGAGGAGGAGACGGAGCGCUGGGGGAAGCCCCAUGUUGCCUCGCUCUCCUUCCGCAGCCUGCUGGAGCUCAGGAGGACCAUCGCCCAUGGAGCUGCUCUCCUGGACCUGGAGCAAACCACCCUGCCGGGCAUUGCGCACCUCGUGGUGGAGACCAUGAUUGUGUCUGACCAGAUCCGACCAGAGGACAGGGCCAGCGUCCUGCGUACCCUGCUGCUGAAACACAGCCAUCCCAACGAUGACAAGGACAGUGGCUUCUUUCCCCGAAACCCAUCGAGCUCCAGCAUGAACUCGGUCCUGGGGAAUCAUCACCCAACUCCCAGCCAUGGCCCUGAUGGGGCGGUGCCUACCAUGGCUGAUGACCUGGGGGAGCCAGCCCCGCUCUGGCCACAUGACCCUGAUGCCAAGGAGAAGCCCCUCCACAUGCCUGGGGGAGAUAGUCACCGGGGGAAAAGCCUGAAGCUGCUGGAGAAGAUCCCUGAAGAUGCUGAGGCCACCGUUGUGCUUGUGGGUUGUGUGCCUUUCUUGGAGCAGCCGGCGGCAGCCUUCGUGCGGCUGAAUGAGGCUGUGCUUCUAGAGUCUGUGCUUGAGGUCCCUGUCCCAGUCCGCUUCCUCUUCGUGAUGCUGGGGCCCAGCCACACCAGCACCGACUAUCACGAGCUUGGGCGCUCCAUUGCCACUCUUAUGUCUGACAAGCUGUUUCAUGAGGCUGCCUACCAGGCGGACGACCGGCAGGACCUCCUGAGCGCCAUCAGUGAGUUCCUGGACGGCAGCAUCGUGAUCCCCCCAUCCGAGGUGGAGGGCCGAGACCUGCUGCGCUCCGUGGCUGCCUUCCAGCGAGAACUGCUUAGGAAGCGGCGGGAGCGUGAACAGACCAAAGUCGAAAUGACCACACGGGGCGGCUACACGGCCCCUGGGAAAGAACUGUCUUUGGAGUUGGGGGGCCCCGAGGCGACCCCUGAAGAUGACCCCUUGCUGCGGACGGGCUCGAUAUUUGGGGGGCUCGUGCGGGAUGUGAGGCGCCGGUACCCGCACUACCCCAGUGACCUGCGAGACGCCCUGCACUCCCAGUGUGUGGCCGCCGUGCUUUUCAUCUACUUUGCAGCCCUCAGCCCUGCCAUCACCUUCGGAGGGCUGCUAGGAGAGAAGACCGAGGGGCUGAUGGGCGUGUCCGAGCUGAUUGUGUCCACCGCUGUGCUCGGCGUCCUCUUCUCUCUGCUGGGGGCUCAGCCACUGCUUGUGGUUGGCUUCUCUGGGCCGCUGCUCGUGUUUGAGGAAGCCUUCUUCAAGUUCUGCCGAGCCCAGGACCUGGAGUACCUCACUGGCCGGGUGUGGGUUGGUCUCUGGCUGGUGGUCUUCGUCCUUGUGCUGGUGGCCGCCGAAGGCAGCUUUCUGGUCCGUUACAUCUCGCCUUUCACCCAGGAGAUCUUCGCCUUCCUCAUCUCACUCAUUUUCAUCUAUGAGACCUUCUACAAGCUGUACAAGGUAUUCACAGAGCACCCGCUGCUACCAUUCUACCCCCCUGAAGGGGCCCUGGAGGGGUCCCUGGAGGCUGGUCUGGAGCCAAAUGGCAGUGCCCUGCCCCCCACCGAGGGCCCCCGUGGCCCGAGGAACCAGCCCAAUACGGCACUGCUGUCACUCAUCCUCAUGCUCGGGACCUUCUUCAUCGCCUUCUUCCUGCGAAAGUUCAGGAACAGCCGCUUCCUGGGGGGCAAGGCUCGCCGCAUCAUCGGGGACUUUGGCAUCCCCAUCUCCAUCCUGGUGAUGGUCCUGGUGGAUUACUCCAUCACAGAUACCUACACGCAGAAGCUGACAGUGCCCACAGGGCUCUCAGUGACCUCUCCCGAUAAGCGCUCAUGGUUCAUCCCACCCCUGGGCAGUGCCCGUCCUUUCCCGCCCUGGAUGAUGGUGGCAGCCGCUGUCCCUGCCCUCCUUGUCCUCAUCCUGAUCUUCAUGGAGACACAGAUCACGGCGCUCAUCGUCAGCCAGAAGGCGAGGAGGCUGCUUAAGGGCUCCGGUUUCCACCUGGACCUGCUCCUCAUUGGCUCCCUGGGGGGGCUCUGUGGGCUGUUUGGGUUGCCGUGGCUCACGGCGGCCACAGUCCGCUCCGUCACCCAUGUCAAUGCACUGACAGUGAUGCGCACUGCCAUCGCGCCUGGUGACAAGCCCCAGAUCCAGGAGGUGCGGGAACAGCGGGUCACUGGUGUGCUCAUCGCCAGCCUUGUGGGCUUGUCCAUCGUCAUGGGGGCUGUGCUGCGUCGGAUCCCGUUGGCUGUGCUCUUUGGGAUCUUCCUGUACAUGGGGGUCACAUCCCUGUCUGGCAUCCAGCUGUCCCAGCGUCUGUUGCUCAUUCUCAUGCCGGCAAAGCACCAUCCGGAGCAGCCCUAUGUGACCAAGGUGAAGACAUGGCGGAUGCACCUGUUCACCUGUAUCCAGCUGGGCUGCAUCGCGCUGCUCUGGGUGGUCAAGUCCACGGCGGCCUCACUUGCCUUUCCCUUCCUGCUGCUGCUCACGGUGCCUCUGAGGCAUUGCCUUCUGCCCCGGCUCUUCCAGGACAGGGAGCUGCAGGCGCUGGACUCAGAAGAUGCUGAACCAAACUUUGAUGAGGACGGCCAGGAUGAGUACAAUGAGCUGCACAUGCCAGUGUGACCCUUGAAGACAGUGCCCCUCAGAGACCCCAAGACCUUAGGGAUGAACACCUGGGCCCCAGGCAGGGCCCAGCCUGGGCCAGGGGGCUCCUCAGGACCCAGAGAUGUGCCUGGAACCACAGAGUGGCCCCCGUGACUUCUGCCUGGGGCGUUGAUACGCCUCACCUUUCACAGACCAGACCGGCACAGGCUUUGAGCUCAUUAUAACCACACUCCUUGUCUCGUG